AUGAAGACAACGUCGCAACUACCGUGCAGCGUCGAUCCAAUCAGGGCGAGCUCUAAUGCUCCUCAAUCUCCCAAUCAAUCUGUUCUCUAUAGAGAUAGAGAUCAUGUGGGAGAUGAGGAAAAUGCUAUCGACACUCCACGGCCGAAGGAGCUGUCCAAGACCCCAACAAAUGUGAGCAAUCUUGAGGCCUUGACUACUCGAGGUUUGACACUCAUUCGGACGAGGGAAUCAGGAAAGAACUUGGGCCCCCCUCCGGACGGCGGCUUCGGCGCAUGGUUCCAAGUGGCCCUUGCCCAUUUUGUUAUCUUCAAUACCUGGGGCUAUAUCAACAGCUUUGGCGUCUUUCAAGACUACUAUACUCAGACCCUGAAGCGGCCGCCCUCUGAUAUAUCCUGGGUUGGCAGUAUUCAGAUCUUUCUACUGUUCUUCAUAGGGACUUUCUCGGGACGUGCCACCGACGCCGGAUACUUCAAAGUCAUCCUGAUUCUCGGGGCCAUACUCGAGCUAUUUUGCAUCUUCAUGACUUCCCUGUGCACUCAGUACUGGCAACUGUUUCUGGCACAGGGGAUCGGCCAAGGGAUUGGCUGCGGGCUCAUGUUUUGCCCGACUAUUGCUUUGAUUCCGACGUACUUUACCCAGAAACGAGCCAUCGCGAUUGGCAUAACAGCCUCGGGAUCGGCCACAGGAGGGCUGGUCUUUCCGGCAAUAGUCAUGCGGCUUCUACCCCAAAUUGGGUACGGAUGGACGGUACGAACGUUGGGCUUCAUCUCGCUAGCCACGUUGACACCUUGCUUGAUCUUUCUUCAGCAAAGGCUGCCGCCCCGUCGUAGUGGACCACUGAUCGAAUUGAAAGCCUUCCGGAAGACUUCCUAUGCGCUUUUUGCGCUGGGAAUGUUCCUGAACUUUUGGGGUCUCUACGUGGGAUUCUUCUAUAUCAGCAGCUUUGCGCAAGACAUCGUCGGCGUCUCGGAGUCUACCUCGAUUGAUGUGCUCCUGGUGAUGAACGGGGUGGGCCUGGUGGGUCGCUUGAUCCCCAACCUACUGGCGGACUGGUACACAGGUCCGUUGAAUAUGCUCAUCCCCUUCAGCCUGAUAACUGGGGUCGUGGCCUAUUGCUGGGCGGUGGUAGGGAGCUAUAGAGGCCUGUACGCUUUCAGUGCCUUCUAUGGGCUUGCAGCGGCCGGCAUUCAAUCCUUGUUCCCCGCCACAUUAAGUACAUUGACGACCGACUUGAAGAAGACAGGGGUUCGCAUGGGGAUGGUAUUGAGUGUGGUGGCAGUGGCCGCCCUCAUUGGCACGCCUAUCGCAGGAGCUCUGGUAGAUCGGGACGGCGGACAAUAUCUAUACGCACAGAUGUUCAUGGGAAGUGCCAUCCUGGCGGGCACAUUGACUUUGAUUGCAGCGCGCACAAGCAAAUUAGGUCUGUCCUGGCAACGCGCUUGA
Messenger RNA from Aspergillus fijiensis CBS 313.89, 1443 nucleotides. RefSeq names its product putative MFS monocarboxylate transporter. The coding region runs from base 1 to 1443 and encodes 480 amino acids. Gene Ontology annotation, biological process: transmembrane transport. The record is from RefSeq and is a predicted model, not a curated record. Gene Ontology annotation, cellular component: fungal-type vacuole membrane. NCBI's taxonomy places the organism in Eukaryota, Fungi, Ascomycota, Eurotiomycetes, Eurotiales, Aspergillaceae. Gene Ontology annotation, molecular function: transmembrane transporter activity. The transcript has 2 exons.